CGAGGAAGGAUGAUGAGGAGGAUCGGACCAUUGAGCUUAAAACUUCGGAAGCAGAGAAUGCAUGGUUGAAGGCCUUGGGGAUUGGGCACGACUCAUCUCGAUUGGUUUAUGGCGCGAUACAACACGGAGGAAACAGACGGAGGUGCCUCGAUGCUGGACGUUUUCAACCUCGAUGAAGAGGAGAGAAUAGAGGUGGACUUUCUCACUGCACCUGACGCAGACCUUACGGGGCGACACAGGAGGCCCACRCAGCGUGAUUACGAGAGACAUGCCUUUCUCCCGCUUGCAGGCUCUCACUGGGUUGAGGAGAUGACGAUACCACUACAACACAGGGUAUGGAGAUUGGAAUCUUUCAAUCACCUUGCUCCUAUUGGCAUCAAGGCGUACAAGUUCCUGGCGGGCGGGAAGAAGAGUGAUUUUGAGAACUGUUAUAAUAAUGCCUUGGAAGGGGUGUUCGUGUACGGAGGACCAAAGAAAUCUCCCCACAAGGGCGGGCGACUAGCGUUUCCGGCGCUACAGGACAUGGAUCCAGAGAAGUGCAAGUACCCGAAGCCUGUGGCCAUGCAGAAAACGAUGCCUCAGGGUGUGAGCAGGGAUCUCAGCGCCUUGAAGAAAUUCUGGAACAUAGGCYGGCCGUACUUGAAGUGCAAGUGUGGAUAUCAGAACUCACGAAGAUGCGAAGCUGGAUUGUUGUGGUUUGACCAUGUCUUAUGGUACAUGUUUGCGUACCCGGAGGUGAUUGUGUCGUCUGCCAAAUCAGGAAAAGCUAGGUUCGUCACGGUGCUUCGUCACUGCCGUAACACCUGGAGACCAUUGAUGCUGGCAAGCAUCACCUUCCUGUACGUCCGCCACUUUAUGAUGUUGGCUUCACAGGCAUUGCUGCGCAACCCGAAUUGCAAUUCGGACCAAUUGUUGAACCGGCACCUCAUGGCGAAUCCUUUUCCCCGCGCCUUGACCAAGUUGGCUCUACCCGAGAAAACGGCGAGAAAGGCCAUGCAGCAGGAGGGGCAGGGAUCUCAGCGCAAGAAGAGGAGAUCUCUUGAUCUCCCGGGCCAGCAGCAGCUCCAGUUCGCCCAAGCGCAGAGGAUCGUGAACCAGGCUGGUCCUUCGGAGGCCUCCUCGGCCCCGGCACCCAGCAAUGGUUCACCACCUGUGGGCCACGAGCAAGCUUCCAAUAGGACAGGGGAAGCAUCUUCUACUGCCUCCGCUGCUCUGGGCUCGCUCRWGGGGGUGGUCUUUAGCUGGAAGUAUGAUGAGAAGAUCGCCGCUUGUUUCUACAAGCCGGCGGAAGUCUUCAGGGACUUCGAGCUAUGCUCCUGGCAGCWGUCUACCAGAGCUGAACGAUGCYCAUGUGCCACGCCCARAUUCYGGCCAUUCCACCGSAUASGURCUCAGUGUAUGGUUGACRAUCCAGCCUAGAAGCAGACCYAUGUGCUCACUCUUGAUCCACGGGUUUCCUMGUCCCCUUCGGGCAGASAUAUGMUUGGGUUGGAUUAAAUCACAUCCCUCUCAAACCAUUGGAGGUGAAGAAGGCGCUUGGCCAGCUUUCCCUUGCAUGGGAUGUACUCAGAAGGGAUGUCGAGGAACUUGCUGCGUUAUCAGAGGAGCAAGCAGCUAGAGUGCAUUCGCAGGUGCUGCUCCGGGCUAAGAGUUGUUUCCAAUCCUGUAUCAGGAGGAAGAGACAUGUUCCCUUACCGAUGGUGGAUCUUUUUCACCUCAAAAGGGAGGCGCAAUUCUUGACGAGCAAAUUCUACAUCUGUGGYACUAACAAAGCCCCGCACACUCC
This is a messenger RNA of Chara braunii, 1786 nucleotides long. Lineage: Eukaryota; Viridiplantae; Streptophyta; Charophyceae; Charales; Characeae. The record is from the annotation of a GenBank genome assembly.